AUAUUGAUAAUAAUUUGUUAAAGCCAAACUUGAGUUGAGUCGUAAAUGAAUUUAUCGUGAAAAUUAUCCACGUGAAUUAACUAUUUAUGAAGAAUGGCCGAUAGGGCUAUAAAGUUGCUUAUCAUUGGCGAGAGUGGUGUUGGCAAAUCUAGCCUCAUACGACGCUUCGUUGAGAACAAGUUCGAUGAGAAUCAUGACGUCACAAUUGGCAUGGACUUCAAGAGUAAAGUGAUGAACGUGGAUGGGAUCGAUUACAAAGUGGCGCUCUGGGACACAGCUGGUGCCGAGAGAUUUCGGAGCCUUACGCCAAGUUUUUAUCGCAAGGCGCUUGGCGCUAUCCUCGUCUAUGACAUAACGAAUAGAGAUUCCCUAGUCAAACUGGAGGCUUGGCUGGCAGAGCUGGAUAGCUACAGUGAUAACCCCAACAUUGCCAUUAUAGUGGUGGGCAAUAAAAUUGACAAAGACCGUGUUGUGGACCGGGAGGAGGGGCGCAAAUUUGCCAGAAAACACCGAGCGCUCUUCAUUGAGACAUCGGCCAAAUGCGAUCAGUUUGUCAGCGAUGUGUUCAAGGAGAUUGUCGAAAAAAUCGUUUCUUCAGAGUACUUCGGCAAUGGCGGUGGCGCAGAUAGUCUGGAUAUAGCCAAUGGCAAUGAUAACACAGCUCCAUCAACGUGUAGCUGCUGAUGUUAUAGUUGACUGCUCUUUUCUGUAUCGUAUUUGUUUUGUCAAAAAUUAUAUAAUGUAUUUAUUAAAGCGUUUCAAUAUCGAUAGCAUAAAUU
Messenger RNA from Scaptodrosophila lebanonensis, 779 nucleotides. It is a transcript of the gene Rab18, whose product is annotated as ras-related protein Rab-18. The transcript has 3 exons. Bases 94 to 684 code for a protein of 196 amino acids. Gene Ontology annotation, molecular function: GTPase activity; GTP binding. Lineage: Eukaryota; Metazoa; Arthropoda; Insecta; Diptera; Drosophilidae. The record is from RefSeq and is a predicted model, not a curated record.